Molecule: messenger RNA, 450 nt
Organism: Closterium sp. NIES-65
Lineage: Eukaryota; Viridiplantae; Streptophyta; Zygnematophyceae; Desmidiales; Closteriaceae
Source: the annotation of a GenBank genome assembly
AUGCCCCAACAGUGUGCGUCUCGUCACCUCGAGGGUGGCCUUCCAGUCGUGGCGUCGCUGCAGCUCCCCACUCGCCUGGCCCUCUGUAUAGUCACAAUCGCCUGUAGCACGCGGUCGCUGACGGGGCUUCGGUUCGCCAUCCUGUCUGCUCUGUGGCGGGGGGCUCUGGGCGCUGCCUUGUUCACCCACACUGUCGACUGCAGGGGGCGAGGGGUAGGGGGGGUGGACGAGGAGGAGGAGGAGGAGGAGGAGGAGGAGGAGGAGGAGGAGGAGGAGGAGGAGGAGGAGGAGGAGGAGGAGGAGGAGGAGGAGGAGGAGGAGGAGGAGGACGAGGGUGAGGAGGAGGAGGAGGAGGAGGAGGAGGAGGGUGAGGAGGAGGAGGAGGAGGAGGAGGAGGAGGAGGAGGAGGAGGAGGAGGAGGAGGAGGAGGAGGAGGAGGAGGUAAAGUAA